ACCGCUAUGGACCUUGCACACUGACUAUAUAAACCCCCUCUAGUUGGUCAUUACUUAGCUUUCCACACCAGUCUCACCUUCUCUAUUCGUCCGCUUAGUUCCUGCCUCGACUGAACAACAAUGUUCACUACUAAGUAUCUGGCAUGCGUGAUGGUGGGGUUUGUGGCUGCAACAGGUGUGAUUCAUGCACAGGACAAGAUUAAGAUGUGUGGGAGGGAGCUGAUACGACUUGCUGUUUCCUCUUGUGGAAACACACGAUUUAUCAGAAGCACCUCGGACAUACCAGUGGGCCACCAUCACUACGCUCCUCAUUGGAACCCGGAUGCCUCCACAAAGGAGAAUCAGGCUGUCUACUCCCCGGCUCCUCACUGGUACCCCCUGUCUGCUCAAGUCAAACGGGCUUCUGGGAAAAUCUCUGAUAUUUGCUGCGAGAAAGGAUGCAGUGUAAAGGAAUUGAUCCAGUUUUGCUAGAUGACUUUUCAAACAAUAAAAAAGUCUUAAAUAUUUUGACCUAUGCUGCAGUGUUGUUUAAAAGAAGGCAAAUAAAAAUGAUGUUAUGUUUCCACUGAUGUGCCACACUACACAUCAGCAGACAUAUCAUAUAUCUUAACUAUAGAUAAUUUUCUAUGCAGUACCUCUGAAACAAAUCAGUGUACACAGGUUCUAUGGUGAGAAUGUCCAAACAAAAUGAUUUUAAAAAAAUAUUUUUCAGCUUUUCUCUAAUGUGUUUCUCUGCUCCUUGUACAGUAAUUAUCUUCAGAACAAAACCUUUAGUACAAGGGCUGCAAAAAUGCUGAAUCCUACAUUUCCCAAAAUGCAACUCAACAUCGUCUUUUGUUAUACUUUCCAUAUGCCCCAGACUGCAAUCAAUCAAACUUUAUUUGCAUGGCAGCAUUCUUAAAGGUUACGUCAUUUCAAAGGAUGGUCUUUCUCUGUAAAAAUAUUGCAGUGUUUAAAUACAAACCAUGAUUGAUGACAUCGUCAGGGUUAUUUUCUCAAACAGAGCUGCAGAGGAAAUGAUAAAAGAAUUUCUAUAGAGUGGGUGGUGCUCCCCAUGACAAGUAAACUGGACUUUGUAAUGAUUUCAGUUACUACUGGUAUGUCUCACAGUCCAUGCUAUUCCCAAUCCAGCCACAAGAUGUCCUUGUGCUUUCCCUCCAUCUCCAGUCACCUGACUCUGUCUUGCCCACCUGCCCACCUGCUCCUCAUUUCCCAAUUACUUCCUCAUUAUUUGGCACCAUUCUCUUGGAUAGUUUUCUGGGUUUCAUGCCCUUAUUAUUAUUUUGAAUUUCAGCCAGAGUCUCACACGCCAGAGUUACUGGUUUGAUGUUGGGCAGUCAGUCAAACAGAAGUUGUUGUUUCAACUUCAUGUUGAUGGAUUUCUGCUUUUAUUACUGUCUGUAGACUUGGCCUGUGUUGUUGAUGUCAGCGGACACCGUUCAGGGAAUCGUCCCUUCUCAUUUAUGGCCACUACUGAGAAGAAGCUGAGCCAUGCUGGAUCCAAGCCCUCCCUCUCCGAGAGCAGCGGCCGACUCCCUCAGAUAGCCAUGAACACCUGCAAGUACAAUGGCGGAGUGGUCAGACCACUAGUGGGCAGCCUGGCGUCCUCGUCGCGCCGUAACCUCGCAGACCUCGACUCAGAGACGCAGCCCUUACAGACGUUGCACAGCUCUGGCCUGGAGGUGGUGGUGUCCAAGGGCAACAGCGGCGAAGACCCCAGCAAGGCGUCCAAUGAGAGCUUGGUCAGGGAGGGCAAUGGGCGUGGCAGAGGCAGGGCACCACAUAAAAAAAACAGGGACAUUGGCUACAAGCUCGGUCACAGGAGGGCGUUGUUUGAGAAGCGGAAGCGGCUCAGCGACUACGCACUCAUCUUUGGGAUGUUUGGGAUUGUUGUCAUGGUGGCAGAGACGGAACUGUCGUGGGGGGUUUACACUAAGGAAUCUUCAUACUCAUUUGCACUGAAAUGCCUUAUCAGCCUUUCCACUGUUAUAUUGCUUGGUCUUAUAAUAAUGUACCAUGCCCGGGAAAUUCAGCUGUUUAUGGUCGACAAUGGUGCGGAUGAUUGGAGGAUAGCCAUGACAUAUGAACGGAUCUUCUUCAUUGUGCUGGAGCUCCUGGUGUGUGCCAUCCAUCCCAUCCCAGGCCAGUACGUGUUCACCUGGACGGCACGGAAUGCCUUUACCUACUUGCUGACCGUGGUCGAGGCUGACGUGGACAUCAUCCUCUCCAUCCCCAUGUUUCUGAGACUCUACCUGAUCGGCAGGGUCAUGUUACUCCACAGCAAGCUGUUCACAGAUGCUUCAUCUCGCAGCAUCGGUGCCCUCAACAAGAUCAACUUCAACACACGCUUUGUCAUGAAGACCCUCAUGACCAUCUGUCCAGGAACUGUUCUGCUGGUGUUCAGUAUAUCCUCCUGGAUCAUUGCUGCAUGGACUGUGCGCGUCUGUGAGAGGUAUCAUGACAAACAGGAAUUGACCAGUAACUUCCUGGGAGCCAUGUGGCUCAUCUCGAUUACCUUCCUCUCCAUUGGCUACGGGGACACUGUACCACACACGUACUGUGGGAAAGGCGUGUGUCUGCUUACGGGGAUUAUGGGAGCUGGUUGCACUGCACUGGUGGUUGCAGUGGUAGCCAGGAAGCUGGAGCUGACCAAGGCUGAGAAGCAUGUCCACAACUUCAUGAUGGACACGCAACUUUGCAAACGAGUAAAGAACACAGCUGCCAAUGUACUCAGGGAAACAUGGCUCAUCUACAAACACACCAAGUUGGUCAAAAAGAUAGAUCAUGCCAAGGUGCGGAAACACCAGCGCAAGUUUCUCCAAGCCAUUCACCAAGCUCAGAAGCUGCGCAGUGUGAAGAUGGAGCAGAGGAAACUCAAUGAUCAAGCCAACACCUUGGUGGAUCUGGCAAAGACCCAGAAUGUGAUGUAUGACCUCGUGUCAGAGCUGCAGGAGCGCAGUGAGGAGCUGGACAAGCGCAUCGGCACAUUGGAGGACAAGCUGGACUCGGUGACGGGCAGCCUGCAGGCGCUGCCCUGCCUCAUCUCCCAAGCCAUAACCCAGCAGCAGCAGGACUUCCUGGACGGCUUUGUUCACCGCUUUCGGCCCGCCUCACUAGCCUCAGAGCGCUCUGAACGCUCUGAGCGAUCGUGGACUUCCACCGCCCGCAGGCGGCGCUCACCCUCCACAGCACCACACACUUCCUCUGAUAGCGGAUAACCUUGACAAACAACCUUCAAGCCCCACCUUCUCCAGACUAACUUGUCACCUCAUUCUGUCCCGUCCCUGUAACUGCUGGAAGGUCCAUGUCUAGACUAAUAAUGAACCCAUAUCUUGACCCCUGACCUGAUUCUUGCCCUUACUCUCUCCUUCCUACUCAGUCCCUCUCUCCACCAACCCCACACAACAUUGAAUCCAAAAACCAGUUCCUCUGUGACUGAGCCUCUCAGCACAGGACUGGAUCAGAGCUAGUCUAAAAAAACAAAGAAAGGCAAGCAAACACUUAAAUCAACAAAAAACACACAUGCAUUCAAAAAAAGAAAAGAGGAAAAAAAUUAAAACAUGACUGAAAAAUCGGAAUAAAGUAGAGAUAUGGUUUAUGUUUUAGCCAUUGUAUGGCUGUUCAAGUUAGCUUUUUUUGUAAAAGCCCUUGUAUAGUUAAAAAAUGACUGAGUUCAGGGUCGCUGGGGUGAGAGCUGGCUAUCACACCGGAGAGUCCUUAACCACAAGGGGGGAUGUUGGCCUAUAGAGCUGAGGGCCUCGGCUCAUCUACUGGCCCUCUGAGGCCAUGGAGGACAUCUGUCCACCCAUCCGUCCGUCUAUCUGUUCGUCUGGAGCAGAGAGCAAGACAAACCAUUGGAUUUCCCUUUCAAAAGACUAGUGUCAUGGAUUCUUUCCCAUAGGUGAAUGUGAAUGCUUUAGGACAGGCUAAGAAAGCUCUGACUUCAAGUCAGUGUUUGAAAAUGCACUUAAGGGGGAGGGGAAACUGUCACACAAAAGAAAAGCAAAGGGGGAUGCAUAUGGCAUUACUACUGGGUAGGAAAAACUUACACAAUUGCCAACUUCAAGAUUUCAGCUUCCUUGUUCUUACCAAGGGAAAAAUGAGAGCGACUAUCUUUUUUAGUUACAUAUUGACAUGUGAUUUUUUCAGUGCCUGAAUGUAUAAAUAGUAGAGGGUUAUUUAAUUACUAAUUUCAGAGCUUUUUUACGAUGUUAACAGUCUAAAUACAGCAUUGCAUUCCUUUUUCAGAUACAUUCCUCUCCAAAAAUUUUAAGAAAAUGUCUUAAUGUAAUGCAUAACAUUGCCUCCAUUACACAGCAACUCUAAUUGUUUUGAAAACUUUUUUUUGUUUCUACUAACACAGUGAGAAAUUAAUGUUCAGAGAGUAAGUGAAAGUGAGACGGAAUGAGAGAAUAUUUGUGUGUUUGUCAGAGAACAAGUUCACUUUUAGCUCAAUGCUGCACACUCAUACACACAACAAUGAAAUACAGUAUGUAGUAGUCUACCUUUCUCACCACCACUAAUUAGAGCUUCCUGAGGUCUUCAAAUAACAGCAUGGCUUGAGGUCUGCUGGUGUAUACAACCACACAGACGCACAUCACCGGUCAAACUGAGAAAUUAACCCUGUCCCUUUGCAUGGUUCUGUGGAAAAAAUGACUAUGGAACACGAUCGCCUUUGGAUGGCUUGAUGAGUUUACAUGAUUUUGAUUUAAUUAUGUUUAAUUUGUUUCUUUCUUUCUUUGUUUUUUUUUGUACUAAAAUUUCCCUCUUUUCUUUUUACUAGGAUAACUAGGGAUUUAGAGAUGCACAACCUAGAGAGUUGCAGUAAUAUGUUUCUGUAAUGCAUUACCUGUUUAAAAUAUGAGGUGAAGGAAAAUCACUAAUACAAAAGAAAGGAUACAAAUAAAAGUGCUGGUGAAAUGUU
Monopterus albus (swamp eel) is the source of this 4924-nucleotide messenger RNA. RefSeq names its product potassium intermediate/small conductance calcium-activated channel, subfamily N, member 1a (gene kcnn1a). Bases 1464 to 3218 code for a protein of 584 amino acids. Gene Ontology annotation, cellular component: membrane. Gene Ontology annotation, molecular function: calmodulin binding; small conductance calcium-activated potassium channel activity. Lineage: Eukaryota; Metazoa; Chordata; Actinopteri; Synbranchiformes; Synbranchidae. Gene Ontology annotation, biological process: potassium ion transport. The transcript has 11 exons. The record is from RefSeq and is a predicted model, not a curated record.